AUGUUACCAUUAAUGAAGCCGCACGCUUGCGUGCUGAUAUUGGCCGCCUGUUGCGCCACUUCGUGGACCUUCAAGUUGACCGAGAGCCCGAUCCAGCUGACCGACUCCAAGAACGAAACAGCUGAAAGGAUGAUUGAGGAGGUGGUGUCCGAAAAUAUGCAGAGGGACAUGCACGACAUCAACGGGAUUCCGAACCCUGGGGGGGACAAUGAGAGCGAGAGCAACGCGGGUUUUGGCGAGCUCGCAAAAAACCUGGAGUUCUUACUCUUGAAGGUCGCGCAGCUCGAGACCGUAGCUGAGAUGCAUGAGGCAGCGAUCCAAGAACAAGCCAAGGUGAUCAAAGCACAACAACAGGAGAUCAAUACCUUGAAGGGUGAAAGUCAAAAAGACGGAGCCGUCUUGCUGCAAAUGGAGCACAAGGACGCCCAGGCUCGAUUGAAUGAGGCCCAGGCCCUGGCGAAGAGAGUGAUGCUAAAGCAGAUGCGCCAACGACAGACGCGUGAUUUCCACGAGGGUCUCCCAGUGGACGAGGCGCAUGCAUCGGAUGUUGAGGAACCGGAGGCGGAGGUAAACUUGGCGGCUGAGAGCGCGUCGUCCUCUGAGGAAGAGUCCGCAAGUUGGCCUUGGAAGCACCGCAGAAGAAGAUGGAACCCAGUGGAUGUUGCCAAAAGUGUAGCCGAAACGAUGGCCGACGGCUAUGCUGCUGCAAAGGACAAGGCAAAGUGGGUACGCGAGAACACCAUCAAUACCGUGGAGAAAGCCGUCAAAGUUCUCACCCAAGGCUUCUCAGAUUUUGGUGCCUCCUGCCCAUACACAAGACAUCCUCGUAUCACAAGCUUCACUUCUCAUGGGCUGUACAUCGACUUUGGAAGGUUUCAAUGCAAGAUCUCGCUGCUGGGGCAGAGCACGGGGUUGUUCGGAUUCAACUUCGGAUCAAGAUCCAUUGCGCUGCCUUCUGCACUAAAGACAGCAGCCACCAUUGGUGGUGAGCUCACAAGCUGCGUCAGUAGUACUGGGAGAACCGCUAUGCGUUGCCUCAGUGACAAGACCACCGACGUGAUGUCCUGGGCCUCGGUAAAGACGAUCGGCGGAUGGAUCCUCAACCCCGUCGAGGGCUUCCCCUCCUUGGCGACCGCGGCCAACCUGGGUGUUGAGCUCGGGAGCUGCAUGCAGCAGGGGCUCAAACUUUUCCGCUGCAUCAGUGACAAGGCGACGGACAUGAUGUCCUGGGCAUCCGUAAAGACGAUCGGCGGAUGGAUCCUCAACCCCGGCAAAGGCUUCCCCUCCUUGGCGACCGUGGCCAAGUUGGGUGGUGAGCUCGCGAGCUGCACACAAACCGGGCCCGGUAUCAUGUCUUGCCUCAGCGACAAGACCACCGACGUGAUGUCCUGGGCCUCGGUAAGGACGAUCGGCGGAUGGAUCCUUAACCCCGCCGAGGGCGUGCCCUCCUUGGCGACCGUGGCCAAACUCGGUGGUGAGCUCGCGAGCUGCACGCAAACAGGGCCCGGUAUUAUGCAUUGCCUCAGCGACAAGACCACCAAAGUGAUGUCCUGGGCCUCGGUAAGGACGAUCGGUGGAUGGAUCCUUAACCCCGCCGAGGGCGUGCCCUCUUUGGCGACCGUGGCCAAACUCGGUGGUGAGCUCGCGAGCUGCACGCAAACAGGGCCCGGUAUUAUGCAUUGCCUCAGCGACAAGACCACCAAAGUGAUGUCCUGGGCCUCGGUAAGGACGAUCGGUGGAUGGAUCCUUAACCCCGCCGAGGGCGUGCCCUCCUUGGCGACCGUGGCCAAACUCGGUGGUGAGCUCGCGAGCUGCACGCAAACAGGGCCCGGUAUUAUGCAUUGCCUCAGCGACAAGACCACCAAAGUGAUGUCCUGGGCCUCGGUAAGGACGAUCGGUGGAUGGAUCCUUAACCCCGCCGAGGGCGUGCCCUCUUUGGCGACCGUGGCCAAACUCGGUGGUGAGCUCGCGAGCUGCACGCAAACAGGGCCCGGUAUUAUGCAUUGCCUCAGCGACAAGACCACCAAAGUGAUGUCCUGGGCCUCGGUAAGGACGAUCGGUGGAUGGAUCCUUAACCCCGCCGAGGGCGUGCCCUCCUUGGCGACCGCGGCCAACCUGGGUGUUGAGCUCGGGAGCUGCAUGCAGCAGGGGCUCAAACUUUUCCGCUGCAUCAGUGACAAGGCGACGGACAUGAUGUCCUGGGCAUCCGUAAAGACGAUCGGCGGAUGGAUCCUCAACCCCGGCAAAGGCUUCCCCUCCUUGGCGACCGUGGCCAAGUUGGGUGGUGAGCUCGCGAGCUGCACACAAACAGGCCCCGAUAUCAUGCGCUGCCUCAGCGACAAGACCACCGACGUGAUGUCCUGGGGCUCAGUGGGGAAGAUCGGUAACUGGGUGAUUGACCCCAAGGAUGGCGUGCCCCCUCUAAGCCACCUGAACCACGUGGGCGACAUCCUCGCCGAUGUUCUCGAAGGCUUCGGGAAGGUGGCGGCCUCGGUGGCAGGCCAGGUCCUGUCUGGCGGCAGCUCGCUCAUCCAAGAGGCCGCACUUUCGAGGUUUCCGGCCGCUGGGGCCGCACCCGUGGUGCAUCACUCCGGGUCAAGCCUCGUGAUCACCACCCAUGCGCAAGAGCAUCGGCCGAAGAUGUCAGCCCUACAAAUGGAGGAGGCCGAUGAUGCACCUCCCAAGGGUGGCAUCGGUUUUAAGCUCCACAAAGAAGGCGGCCACUACCAGUCCAGAUUGGUCACACAGUUCGAUGGUGACGAAAGGGACACGAGCUCCUGCCUGGCAUUCGCCCCGAAGAGCAAGCACGGGGCCAACGGGCAGGCGACCGCAGCGGACUGGCAGGUCCAGAACGAUAAUGACUUCGUGGCACUGGAUUCUUGGGCCGUGCCUUGUGGAGCCGCAUGGAUGAAGAAGAACUGGGACAAGUGGCAAGGCUACUCUUUCUACACGGCAGAGGCGGCAAUUGAAAAGUGUGUGACAGUGUCUUUCAGCAUCAGUGUACAGCCCGUGGCGGCCUUUGUGGGGGGCGUGCAGUUCGAAUUGAUGCCCAAGCCGCUGGCGUCAGUGGACACGACCGUGUGUUGGCCCGCAGGGCGGCCCGACGGCCAGGACUUGAGUUUGCUGCGCUUGAAGAUCAAGUCCAGCGGCGUACCGCUCUUGACCAGGUCUAUCCGCCUGACCAAAAGGUAUGGUGAGCCCAGCGACUUCACGGAAGACCACGUGCAUCAGAGCACCGGAACCUGGAACCAACCGAGUAUUCCAAGAAAGUCCAUUUCCCGCACCAAGAACCUGCUCCAGGAAGCUCAGAAUGUCAAGACUCGCCAGGCACAGGCCCACAACCAGUCCGACAACAAGGCCCGCCAGGGAGUGUCUGAUUGGAUGGAAGAGGAGGAAGACCUGUACCUGGCUUCCGCCAACUAUUCCCAAGACCUGGGUGUCAACUUGACCUCAGAACUGCGUGGAACAGCGGCCGCACGCCGAUUGAGCCUCACUGCUGCCCAGUCCCAGGGAGUCUUCCAGCUCUUCAACUUUGAGCACCCUGGGGAUUUGAUGAAUUUCAAGCUCACGGCCCUCUUGAACGGCAACAGCUUGGAGAUGGGAGCGCAAAUGGGCUUCGGGCCUUCCAAGUCUGCGGAGAAGAGGUUCAAGCUGGUAGACAUUGCAAAGCAGUUCGCUGUGGUGCUCCAUGCCCUCCCCUUCGUGUCCCAAGCGAGCAGAGACAAGGCCCUCGAGGCCCUGAAAAGCUUUGCGAGCAAGGACUUGCCUGCUGCAGGGCUGGACCUUCGGCUCCACGGGUUGUAG
Messenger RNA from Symbiodinium sp. CCMP2592, 3804 nucleotides. The record is from the annotation of a GenBank genome assembly. NCBI's taxonomy places the organism in Eukaryota, Dinophyceae, Suessiales, Symbiodiniaceae.